CCGUACGGGGAGUCGUACAGCAGCCAUGCACUAGAGAGUUGCACAUCACUGAGCAGUUGGACCAGAGUGUCCGACGAGACGCCGUCACCAUGGCCGUCAUCCAGUGAUCCUACAUGGACAGUUCCUACGAGUCACCCACACAAGCAAUUCCGACCAUAACCAUUGUUAUACCGUCCGGCGCUACACUAUAAAUCUAUCCAUAGUGUUAUCCAGAACUCACGUACUACCAUUUCUACCUUUCCACCCUGUUACGAGGUCCUCUACUACGAGCAUGGUGUCACUCACAACUACACAGAGGGCCUCGUGACAAUAUUUUCUUUGCUGCCUGAGUUCUGAGUCGGCCGACGAGGAGGUCGGAGGAUUUAUUUUACGGCCAAGAGAAAAUAUAAGCAUCUCUCGGACGGCUUUCGUCAGUUUCGUCCAUUUAGGACGCGGAAGACACACAGUACGUCUGGCUGGCUGAAAUUCAGAUUCAGAACCCCGGAGAAACAAUAUUCCGAGGGUGUCGAGUUCAAGACCAUAAAAGCUUUGGACCGGUGACCAUUUAAGGCCACGCCGCCGUCUUAUUUGUCUGGAUUUCUGUUUGUCACGCGUCCUGGACUGGUCCCAAACUUCUUUCGAUCUUUGCAUGAUGGCAGGAAGGCAUGAUAGAGAGGCACGCCAUCCCAUCCCCAUCCUGAUGGCUAAGUGCAUUUGCGGAGCCGCCGAGUUUGAGCUAAAAAAAUUCAACAAGCAUUUCAAACCCUCCGCUGGCUCUGGUGGUGGAGAACUUCAUCUUCACUCAAGUAUGGUCGGUUGCAGUGAAGAUGAAUUCAAGGAGAUGUACUUCAUGGGCGCCCAGUGUCCCAUCUGUGACAAAUCGCUAUCGAUUAACAGUAUUUACCUUCAUUUUCAAACACACAACUUUGAUGGGAUCAGUGAGGAGGAGGGCCAAACUGCGUUCACUCUUAAUGUGAAUAUUUUCAACCGCAAAACCAAAGAAAUGGUACCUGUGAUGACAGAGUCAGACAGCAGCGACAGCAGCAACAGCAGCAGCAGAAGCAGCAGCAGAAGCAACAGCAGAAGAAGCAGCAGCAGCAACAACAGUAGCAGUCCUGAUCAGGAACAACUCAAAGAUCGUCCUCCUCUUAAAAAGUUGAAGUUGGAGAGUGAAGGUGCACCUUCCAACGUUAAGGUUAUUGAGCACAAAGAACUCUCCGAUAUAUUGGUUGAGAUGGGAUUCCCUGUAGAGGAAGCUCAAAUGGCUGCAGAUCAUUGCACCAAUGUGCAAUCCGCCUUGGUUUUCCUUCAUCAAAUUUGCCAAAUUUGCCUUGAUACUUAUCCAAUAAACCAGAUGAUCUCAAUGAUGACAUGCAACCACCGCUGCUGCUUGGAAUGUACGAAAACUUAUUUUACCAUUGCAGUCCGUGAAAGGCUUAUCACAGACAUGGUCUGUCCAAUCUGCAGCGAGCCAGCCGACUUGCUGAGCCAUAGUGAUAAAGAUGAAAACUUCACUUAUUUUAUCCUCUUGGAGAGCACUCUGAAAAAUAUUUUGGAUGACGAAGUCUUCAUCUUGUUUCAACAAAAGCUUCGAGACCAUGCUUUAAGCAAAGAUAAGAGGUUCUUGUGGUGCAAGAAGGCUGGUUGCAACAGCGGUUACAUCUCUACUGAAGGAACGGUAAAAGCAACAUGCCCCAGUUGCCUUCAUGUCACAUGCACCAAUUGUACAAUGCCUUGGCUUAAAGAACAUGAGAACAUGACAUGCAAUGAAUUUAAAACAUGGAUGAAAAGAGAGAAUACUGCUGCAGAAAAAACUCGUGAUAGUUUUGAUCUAACUUCAGGAGAGUACAUCACAUGUCCCAGCUGCGACGGAAAAUUUUCCUUAAGCAGAGGAGGAUGCAUCCAUUUUGUCUGCACAUUUUGUCGUCACAGUUUUUGUGGCUGGUGCAGCGAAGUUUUUCAAAAGGACUCAGAAUGCAACUUCAGUUCUGAGUGUUCGCGAUUUGGUCUACACGCACACCACCACAAAAACUGUUUCUUCUACCUGAGGGACAAGGAUCCAGCGGAGCUGGAAGAGUUACUUAGGUCGGAACUAGUCCCGUUUGAGGCUGAAACCGAGGAACCACCUGGCGGAAAAUGCCAAAUUUCAAUCCAGCGUGAGCUGCCAGCAAGAGGACUUAUUGAUGACCAAUGUGGCGCAGAUGUCGUCAAAGGCCACGAACUGUGCCGAGCUCAUUAUAUUGAGCGACUGUGCACUAUAAUUCGAGACAACAAUGUCGACCCUACAAUCAUCAUGACAGUUGCCGAACUCGAAGCAACACUUGUGCGAUAUGGGAAACGACUACCGCCCAGAUCCCUUCCUAUUGAAGAGUAUCAAAAGGAAUUGAAACAAAGAGUUGCAGAGCUCCCCUUGAAGCAGCUAAAUCAGCCGCAGUAGAAUGAACCUAAGGGCAUAUCUCGGAUUUGAGACCUUGGAGUUAUGGAGUUAGGUGCUAUUUUUGUACCUCUGGUGAUGGCAAGAAAGUUAUUAGUUUGUUUCAAUCGUAAAUCAUACCACACAGUAAGUCCAGUGAAAGUAUUUUGGAGUUUUUGGCACUUCUGGUUCUGCCACCUCGGUAUGCACUCUUGAGAGGGUUUGCAUCUUAUGUAAAUCUGUUAGGUUUUUCGUUUAAAAACCGGCUUGAGAAUUCUCAAUUCUUAAAAGGAAAGCAAGUAUAAAAUUGAAGAUUUUUUGUUUUUCAACUAAUUUUAUUUAUGUUUUAUGUCGUACGUGUUAUUAAAUUUGUCCAAGCAAGAGUAGUAAAAAGAACGAGUCUGCGUGAAUAAAAAAAUAUUUUGUUUGGCCUUUGAGUUGUCCGUAGGCAAAUUAAAUAAUAAAAAAACGUCAUAAAUCCCAUAAAGGAUCUUACUUAAUUUUUCUUCAAAAGUUUUGAUUUUCGAAAAAGUUCUUAUUUGAAAAAUAUCAAGGAAACGUGUUAUAACUCUGCACUACGUUAAGAUAUUUUAACAAAAUUUGAAUAUGGUUAGUGUAUCAGUUCUUUAUCUGGCUUGCUGCAAAAUUUCAAAUAUUUAUUUCAACUGAAACUAAUAUUUUCUAUUAGAAUUUGCGCUGAUGUAAAAAAUCAUUCAUCAAUUCCUGUUAAUGUUUAAAAUUGAAAGGCACAUUAAAAGCAAAAAUAUUUAUUUUUAAAGAAUAAUAUCUUAUAUGUUUUUAUUGCAAAUGUAGAUCAGACCAGUUCACAAAAAAGUAUAAUUUUAUUACAUAAUGUUUCAUUCAAGCCUUUAUAAAGAAGAAAAUCAGAAAAUAAUUAAAUGCAAAAUUGCUUAACCCUAGUUUGCACAUUUACAUAUAAUGCUCCUCAUCUUUUUGAGAGUGAAAUGUGAAUGCCUUCCUUAUUAUAUUUACCAAAACCAAUUUCACCAUAAACGAAUUGAGAUCACUUUCAGGCUUAGGAAAGUGAACGAUUAUACUUCUGACUUAAUGAUCUCAAGCUGCAUCAUAGCGAAUCUCUGACCUGAAAAUGAUAUUUUUAUUUUUGCAUCACAUAUUUUGGAAAAUAUUACCAAUGCAAUUGUCUGGAUGGAGGAUUACCAUGCGUCUCUGUGCAUCAGGUACAGAUUCAUAAGGAUGGGGGACGGGCACUCCCGCCGGCAGUAAAUGGUUGCCUGCAAAAGAACAAUAUGAAAGCAAAGUUUAUUUGAAUUUAGAGCAAAAUUUCAAUCAUGAAAAUACAAAUUCUAUCUAUAUGAUGUGAGAGACAAAAAUAAUUUUUCCCGGCUUUUUGUUAAGCGAGUGCUUGAUCAUGCAUGAAUGAUGCACCUGGUAUACGUGUGUAUAUUUGAAGUGCGGCCGAGUAAUAAUGCAGAAAUGGCAGGUUUAUUUUGUUAUACAUCUUUUACGUUUUCACCAAGAAAUAUAAAUUAAAAAUUCGAGUGAAAAUAUUUUAUUUUUAAGCAGCAGAUGAUGAUCAGUGCAAUACGCUAUAGUUAAAUAAGUGUCAAACAAGUUAAAUAAAUUCCUUUCCUAUCAACUUUCAAUCAAUGUCGCAGAUAUGAUAUAAUAUAUAAUGAUAUGAAUAUGACUGGUGACUGCGGUUGCGAGCACACAGGCACACCGAGCAGAACCCGUCUAUAUCCCGAUAUAGUUUUACGAGCACAGACACAACAGAAUAAUUUGAAUAUAAUUUAAUCACUUGAACGGAAAGCAGUAUGCACGCUCCCAUGCACUCUGCUCUUCGCUUUAUUUUUGUUCGUUUAUUUUUCAUCACAAUUGAAAAUUUGAUUCCCACUACACUACAUGCUGUUUUCUCAUGGUUAAUUUCUCUUUGCGAAUGAAGGGUUGACUUGCUGAACUCAACCGGGGGCUGCAGGAAUUUGUAUUUUGAAGGGUGCACUUAUUGCAUUCCAGUGUAUUUUAUGACCCCACAAGUUAAAUGCAAACUCUUUUUUAGUCCAUCCUGUCUGGCAUGUUUUUUAUUUUCAAAUUUUACAAAAUCAAUUAUUAUGCAUGUAACUUUGUGUUACCACAAUAUAUAUGUUAUUGGUGAACCUUAUCUUGGACAGUAUUUGUAUUUGGGCAUUAAAGGUAAGGGUGGAUUUAUAGUAAUUUGAUUAUGCACCAAAGUCAAAAUUCCAUUUUCCAGUAUUUACAAUUGCAAAAUGGAUACUGAGCCCCCUUUUAAGUAUAUAAUAUAAUAAUAUUAUAUAUUAUAUAAUUUCCACAUCAAGAGAGAAUGAAAUCUUUUUCCAUAUAAUAUGCUUCCCUGAUUUUUGCUUCUUAUAUUAAGGACCUACAGGAUCCGGCAAAACCAACCAGGUUCCACAGUUCAUUCUUGACUACUCAUUUGCAGAGAAUCGACCUGUCAGCUUGUAGUUACAGCCUUGAAAUUUUACUGCAUAUGGGGUGGCAAAGAGAAUGCGAGUGACGAGAGAAGGUGGCGUCUUGGUUCAGUGGUUGGAUAUAAGGUGGGCUUGAAGUCUACAAUUUCACGAGACACUUGAUUGACCUACUGCACGACUGGUCGUGUCCUACUCCAGCAUCUUGUCACUAAGAAACACAUGAACGACUUUACUCAUGUCAUCCUUGACGAAGUCCACGAAAGAGAUCAGGAACUGGAUUUUCUCCUUCUCCUUGUAUGGACAGAAAUUAUUUAAAUUUAUUAUCUUUAGUGUAAUGCCCCAAGAGCCAAAAUAUACUUCUAGUAAAGUUGGCUAGCAAACUGGACAAGCUAAAAGAACUCAAACACUAAAAGGGGAGCGGUCCUGGUGUUCUUGCCUGGAAUCAAUGAAAUUGAAGACACAUUAGAGGCGCUCAAAACUGCAAAUGAAUAAGGAUUACAUAUUAAAAAUGUUUUAUUAUUCCUGAAUAAUUAUUUGUGUUUAUAUGUCGGGUGCAAGAAAUUAAAAUGGAUAUUUUCCCAUUACACUUCUUCAGUUACAAGAGAAGAACACCUCUCCGUGUUCCGUGAAGUACAUACACAUUUCAAACUGGAUGAUUUGCAUUUCCUCCUCAAAGAACUUGAUAGAAUUGAGCCUGUCAACUUCAAAUUGGCUAACUGCCGGAGGAGGAUUGAGAAAGAUUUGAUUUUGCAUCCAGGCAAGAUUUUCACAUCAGUGGAAGCAAUUUUCCCAUUCCACUGUGCUGCCCAAAUUGAAUCAAAAGUUUCCAGGAAUUUGAAGAAGAAAGCAAAAGCUGUGCAGAAGCUGCAGAAUCAGUCCUUGCAGUGCACGCUGCAGAAAGGUUAUGCUAACUGCAGAGUUUGCAAGGAAACUUUGUUCAGCAUUGAAGAGCUAAGAGCACACCUCACAGGUGAGAAGCACAUGAUGGAGUGGGACAAAAUCUUCAAAAUGCAAAGCAUCUACAAACAAGAAUCAUAAGUGAAGAAAAAGUGACGAACCGGUUUCAUUUAAUGGAGCGAAUUGUGGAAUUUCGUCUGACAGGGAAAAGGAAGAGAAGUUUGAAUGAGGUUGAAAUUGGGAAGUGGCAUAUGACUGGGCAGAAGAUUGGCCGGCAUGAGGCCUAUUUGGCACGGGGUCGCCGUAAGGUUCCCUCUCUGACCAUUGAAGGCCCAUCAGAGAGAAGAGCGAGGCCAGCCAUCCGCUGUGCACAGGACGGGCCGGAACUGAAAAUUGUAUUUCUUUUCUGCGGCUGCUCAUAUCGUCACAUAAUUUUCAUGCAGUGCGUUCGAAACAAAAAAAAAGUGUAAAUUUUUACAAAUAUUACAUCUUUGCUGGAGGAUGUGCUUGCAGCAGCAGUCGUAAAUUCGCGAGUACUGCGCGCAGUUUCCUGCUAUCGGCGCGCAAGGAGCCGCCGGAGGAAGAUUCACGUAACAUCUGUGGGGCACGAACGGCAUCGGUUCUAAAACACAAAGUGCAGAUUAAGCGUACACUCUAGAAGGGGCUCUUUGGGCUCUGUUUUAUGUUGCCGGUGAUGAAAAUAACUCUUGCAAAUUUGAAAGGCGCAGCACCCUAUCAGCAGAACGCGCGCCAACGCCAAGUGAAAAUAAACGGAAGAGGUGUGCAAUGUGCAAGGAUGUCCUGUUUUAAAGUGUUACUAAUUCUACGUGCGGAGAGAUCAUUGGGUUCAAAAUCAGAACUUCGUGACAAUUAGCUAGAUAAACUGAUUGUAAAUUGAGGCUUUGUAACUGUUUUCUUAAAAAUUUUCUUUUCGGCAGAAUAAAAUAAAUUUGGAAAAUUAAUGUUUAAAUUGUGUCUAAAUAAUAAAUAAUUUUUUCAUUAUAUCCUAAAAUAUAUUGUUAUUAUUUGGCAGAUUUAAAACAAUUCAUUUUCUCACCAAGGUGUUUGUCGCAACAGCAAUGGUCACUGAGGACAGCGUCGCUAACGCAGUACAUUCUCUCUUGGAGCGAGCAUUUGCCGCAACCAACCUCAUCACUCACACCUGAAAAAUGUAUUAAAAUCAAUUUUUAAAAAUGGAGUAAUAUUCAAUAGAAAGUAAGAAUUAAAUUUUAAAUUUAACCGCAGAGGAAAAUAAUUUAUUUAGUACUCAAUUUAAUUGCUUGGUAGCCAUUUAAUUGCAUCGGACCAUCGGACAAUGAGUCACUACAAUUUCCUGGGAAGGAAAUAACUGAAAUGCCACACCUCGUAUGUGAUUUCUUUCUUAUUGUUAGUUUAUAUAUUCCACU
Messenger RNA from Neocloeon triangulifer, 7121 nucleotides. RefSeq names its product E3 ubiquitin-protein ligase lubel-like. NCBI's taxonomy places the organism in Eukaryota, Metazoa, Arthropoda, Insecta, Ephemeroptera, Baetidae. The record is from RefSeq and is a predicted model, not a curated record. Gene Ontology annotation, biological process: protein linear polyubiquitination. Gene Ontology annotation, cellular component: LUBAC complex. The coding region runs from base 629 to 2416 and encodes 595 amino acids. Gene Ontology annotation, molecular function: linear polyubiquitin binding; zinc ion binding; K63-linked polyubiquitin modification-dependent protein binding. The transcript is spliced from 17 exons.